AUGAGCAAGAAAUCUAUAUUUGAUCAACUAAAAGCAUCAGCUAAUGGUGUAGUUGUAGAUAAGAAGAAAAAAAUACCGAAAACCAAUAAAUCUAAUAAUGAUGAUGAGAUAACAUAUAAAUUUGCGGGGUAUGUUUUGUCAAAUCCAGAUACUGGUUUCACGAUAUCUCCAACUCAACAGCCACAAAAUAUAAAGAAAGAGCCAUAA
This is a messenger RNA of Strongyloides ratti, 207 nucleotides long. RefSeq lists its product as hypothetical. NCBI's taxonomy places the organism in Eukaryota, Metazoa, Nematoda, Chromadorea, Rhabditida, Strongyloididae. The transcript has a single exon. The coding region runs from base 1 to 207 and encodes 68 amino acids. The record is from RefSeq and is a predicted model, not a curated record.